AUGCCUAAGGAUAACAAACAGACCGUGGUCUUAGUCUCUGUGGAGGGAGAGAAGUUCACUGUUGAGCGCAAAAUUGCCGAGAGGUCUCUUUUACUUAAGAACUACCUGAAUGAUAUGCAAGACAAUGGGCUUCAGAGCGACGGUAGUGACUCUGAAGAGGACGAGGAUGGUGCAGACGAAGAAGAUGAGAUUGUGAUGCCCGUCCCAAACGUCAGAUCGUCUGUUUUGCAGAAAGUGAUUGAGUGGGCUGAACACCACAAGGACUCGAACUUCCCGGACGAAAAUGAUGACGACGCGCGCAAAACAGCCCCAGCAGACCCAUGGGACCGUGAAUUCUUGAAGGUCGACCAAGAAAUGCUAUACGAGAUCAUGCAGGCCGCCAACUACCUAAAUAUUAAGCCUCUUUUGGAUGCAGGUUGCAAAGUUGUUGCGGAGAUGAUCCGUGGCAGAACCCCUGAAGAAAUCAGAAGAACCUUCAACAUUGUGAACGAUUUUACACCUGAAGAGGAGGCCGCUAUCAGACGUGAAAAUGAAUGGGCCGAAGAUCGUUGA
Molecule: messenger RNA, 552 nt
Organism: Lachancea meyersii CBS 8951
Lineage: Eukaryota; Fungi; Ascomycota; Saccharomycetes; Saccharomycetales; Saccharomycetaceae
Source: the annotation of a GenBank genome assembly